AUGGCCGCUAAAUACAGUAUGCCCAAGGGAGGCUUCAGCUUCGACAAUUACGCAAGAAAUAAAGCUUUGGAAACCAAAGGCGCUCGGCCACCCAAGGCCACCAGCACGGGCACUACUAUUGUUGGUGUUCUUUUCAAGGAUGGUUUGUGUCUAGGUGCCGAUACCAGAGCCACCGAAGGACCCAUCGUCGCUGACAAAAACUGUGAAAAGAUUCACUACAUUGCUCCCAACAUUUACUGCUGUGGUGCAGGUACUGCCGCCGACACGGAAUCGACAACGAACCUCAUUAGCUCGCAGAUUGAAUUACACAGCCUUGCCACAGGACGAAAGCCCCGUGUCGUGACAGCAAUGACUAUGCUCAAACAGAUGCUUUUCAGGUACCAGGGACAUAUUGGUGCCGCGCUUGUGCUCGGCGGUUUUGAUGCUACGGGACCCCAUUUGUACACAGUCUAUCCCCACGGAAGCACAGAUAAACUUCCUUAUGUCACCAUGGGAUCGGGCUCCCUCGCUGCCAUGAGUGUCUUUGAAAGCAGGUGGAAACCCGAUAUGACGCGUGAGGAGGCUAUUGAGCUUGUAAAGGAUGCCAUUGAAGCGGGUAUUUUCAACGAUCUUGGAUCGGGCUCGAACGUGGAUGUCUGUGUGAUUGAGAAGGAUUCGACCGAUUACUUGCGAAACUAUGCCAAACCAAACGAGCGCGGCAUCAAAGAGAGCAGCUACAAAUACCCCCGAGGCACCACUGCUGUAUUGAAGGAGUCGAUCACCAACCUUGUCGACGUUUCUGAAGGAGAUGCAAUGGACAUUUCAGUGUAA
This is a messenger RNA of Zychaea mexicana, 810 nucleotides long. RefSeq names its product proteasome subunit beta type-7. Gene Ontology annotation, cellular component: proteasome core complex. The coding region runs from base 1 to 810 and encodes 269 amino acids. Gene Ontology annotation, molecular function: threonine-type endopeptidase activity. NCBI's taxonomy places the organism in Eukaryota, Fungi, Mucoromycota, Mucoromycetes, Mucorales, Lichtheimiaceae. The transcript has 6 exons. The record is from RefSeq and is a predicted model, not a curated record.